Molecule: messenger RNA, 2539 nt
Organism: Colias croceus (clouded yellow)
Lineage: Eukaryota; Metazoa; Arthropoda; Insecta; Lepidoptera; Pieridae
Product: leucine-rich repeat-containing protein 24-like
Exons: 2
Coding region: 147-1886 (579 amino acids)
Molecular function (GO): protein binding
Source: RefSeq, a predicted model, not a curated record
GGUGAGCUCAGACAGGCGCGGACGGGCGUCGCGUUAGCACGUCAACACGUUGUCAACAAAUCGGCCGAUUAAUUGCCGAAAUGUGAUACCUGUGUGUGUGUGUGAGUGUAUAAGAAAACGUACAUAACACAAGAAGGGGAUAUGAAAUGGGCAUUCGAGCACUAUGGUGCUUAUUACUAACUCUUCUAAUCAAUACGUCAGGAGGCGACUGGCUAAACUGCGCUCACAUCAUAGAAUGCCACUGCAAAUGGUCAUCAGGCAAAAAAACUGCAUCAUGUGUAACAGCCGCACUUACAGAAGUACCGCAUUUAGCCUCAGACAUACAAGUUCUCGAUCUUCACGGCAAUCCUUUAAGAGAAUUACACGAAGACGCUUUCGCCACUAUAGAAUUAUUAAACUUGCAACGGUUAAACUUAAGUGCCACACAUUUGCAUUAUUUGCAUCCGAACGCUUUCAGAGAGCUCCGUAUUUUGAUAGAGUUAGACCUUUCCGGAAACGACCUUACACAACUCUCUCCUGACACGUUCAAAGGGAACGAACGUUUGAGGCUUCUGGUCCUAAACGACAAUCCUUUGAGCCAAUUAGUUGCCGAGCAAUUCCCACCUCUGCUACAUUUAAAGAAGUUAGAACUCGUACGCUGCCAUCUGAAGAAAGUGCACCCGUUUGCAUUCGUGAAUCUGCGGGCGCUUGAAACUAUAAAAGUCCAUCAAAAUCUUUUAUCUUACUUACACCAAGAUACGUUUAACUUGCCAGUUUUAAAGACGCUCACCUUGUCAGAUAAUCCCUGGUUCUGUGACUGUAGAUUAAGAAACUUUCACGAGUGGUUUUUAACUAGUAAUUUAGGUAAUGAAGAAGUAGUGUGUCGAGGACCAAGUGAUAAGAGACAGCUGUCUUGGAGGGAAUUCAAGAGUGAAGAUUUAGUGUGUCCACCUUCCGCUAUAACUAGUCCCUCGGUAAUACGAACUGAAAUAGGUGCAGAAAUUAGUUUCGGUUGUUUUGUUAGAGGUGAACCAAUACCCCAUAUCUCUUGGACAUUUAAUCAGAAACAAAUUAGGAAUAAUACAGAUAGUGAUAGCCAAAUAUUAAUAUACAAUCAUAGUGUAGGACAAUUUAAUGAAUAUAGAGACGAUUUUAUAAAUAAAAGUGCUCAAUGGAUAAAUAUUACUAUUAUCAAUAUCACGAGUGAAUAUUCUGGAGAGUGGAAGUGUUCUGCAACGAGUAGGGUAGGUGAAGCUAGUGGGUAUUUGACAAUUUUCUUACCUAAGGCAAGAAUGGCAACUGCCAGAAGCGCGCCAGACUAUUCUAACUUCUUAAUCGCUGCUGGGUCCAUGGUGGCUAUGGCGGGAGCCGGUUUUAUCGCCACUUGCGUGUGUUGGAAAACUCGGCGACGAAGAGUACCACCCAGUAGGAGUUUCACGGACCAAGAAAAGAAGCUUUUAGAUACAUCCUUAGCGGCUAGUUGCGAUAGAACCAGUACAGAGAUGGGUUCCUCAUAUGGAUUCGAAAUGUUUGACCGAUCGAUAUCGAUGGAGAGUGAUAACCAGCGUUGUAUGGAACCUGUACAGAUUACGAUCGAAGGUCCUUCUGGAGGCUUUCCGCCUCCUCCGGCAGAGUUUGCAUUGCCAGCGCCUUAUGGUAAUAUUUUUAUAUCAGUACACGUAACUGGUCAUAACGAGAAGUAUCCAGAUUUAUUGGGAGGUGGCUCCACACUACCAAGGCGGAGUAGAACAUGUUUAUUACGACCCACGUAUGAUAACAUGGGGCCAAGAGUAACAGCAACCGGCAGUUCCACGUGGUCACUUCCAGGAGCAAAACCAGACGAAAACGACGAUGCCAAAUUUUCAGUACCUCUACCCACUUUUUCUACGGAGUUUACAGCUUUAUAAUUUAUUAUUGUAUUACAAAUCAUGACAAAUCCCGUAAUUAUUUUUACCCUCGUGAAUAUUGUAUUAUUCGUGAAAUAGGACCUUAACAGAUAAAUGUACGGACGGAGGGACAUCAAAUUUAUCCUGUAAGGAUCCCGCUUAAAUAUUAACGGAGCCUUUCAUUGAAAGAAGGUUUCAAAUUAUUGACGAAUUGUUUUCAUUUGUUUUGAUGCCAAUCUGAUUUUGAUUAAUCUCUCAGAUAAAAAUAUCCUUGUUGGUAAUUUUUUAACAUUAGUUACUAUUUAUUGUGUUGUUUGUUAAUAACGAAAUUAAUUAACAUUUUCCUAUUCUUGUUGAACAUUUGUUAGUAUUUAAUAUUUAUAUUUUAUUUGAAAACAUGACGUUGAACCAUUGUGUAUUUGAUGAACAAAAUUUAUAAACAAUGUACUACAGUUUUUCCAUUUUUAAAAUACGUAUAGAGAAAUACGCCACUAUUACAAAAACAUUUGUACAAUAAAGUUUUUCCCCGACUUAGUACACAGAUAAAACAAAUACACAUUUUACAAAUGGAAUUGAAAAAUCCCAACUUAAAAAAUAGUUGUAUAUAGAUGAGAUUAAAUAGGAUAGAAUAAAAAAAAUGCUUUACAGUUUUGAAAUAAAUAUGAAGUACAGAA